AAAAAAUAUAAUCCAAUAUAGUUUAAAGGCCUUUCAUUAAAACACUGAUGAAUAAACAACCUAACUACGUAAGCAUUAAUAAUGUGAUCACAUUUUCCAGGUCAAACAAUUCAAAUGUGACCUUAUCAAUUAUUUCCGAUAUGUAGGCCAAUUAUUUUCUGCAAACGUCACAUGCUGAGAAUAUAUUUCUCAAGCCAAAACACACAUUUGAUCUUUAGUGGCCUACUUAUAAAAGUUUACGAUUGAUGUCCCGCUUUGCAAAAAGACGAGACUUAAGUGGUUGAUGUUGCUAUUUAAGUGACAUUUAUGUCCACAUCCUGCGGGCAACCAUAACUUCAUUAUGGCCCUUGACGGAAACAAGAUUGACCUAUUGCAAUCAGUGACGAAGUGCAGUUCACUUGUAUUUAACUCUUUACUUUCAAUAUUUAUGCAAUCAAUUUUAAGUAUUUGUUGUUAAAAAUUCAUUUCAAUUGAAUCAUUUUAAUAGUUUAUCUCUCUCUCUAUAAAGUAUACACACUAAUACCUUUCUAAAUGUGAAAUAAGUACACUAAUUAGUACUGCUUCAUGCAAUUUAAAAAAUAUAUAUAUAUAUUUUUGCUGUUGCUCAUUUUUGGGGAAGGCGCACAGAAAUGAAUAGAAAUUCCAUUCAUUCCUAUUAGGGAAAAUGAUUUGAGAUAUGGACCACAAGACAAGUAAUAGGAAUUUAGAAAAAAAAAAUCCUCCAUGUCUACCGCACGCCACAAUAUUGCGACUGCUUCAAUAUUUUCUAUCAUGCGCUCAUCCUCCGAGUGAUGUCAGCAUACAAGGAGGAGUCUUGUGAAGUCUCACAUGGUGCAUUGGGCCCACAUCAGUUCUCUCCAAGUCCAGUAUUCCAUCAUCCUGUUGGUCCCGGUGCUUUCUGCAAAGAAGCUCUCUUGUUAGGUGGGACAGGCGCCUUCAGCGUGCCCAAGGCAAAAAACAUGAUUUGGGAAAAGUACAUGUUCUGGAUGUUGGUGUUUGUCAGCUUGCAUUCAUAAAGAAGUCGAAGACAUUCACUUUUCGCCUGGAUUGGUUGCGACUGAAGCCUGAAGGUAUUGUUCUUUCGCAGACCAGUAUUUAGAACUGUUCAUAAUUCCGUCUGCCUUGACUAAAGCUCGGUAGAAAAACAUCCCCAAAGCACAAUGCUGCCACCACUAUGCUCCGCUGCAGGAGCUAUGGAGUUUUCAAACAGAUCCCACAACAACUUCUUCAUGCACCAUGACUACCUUAGCGACUUCCCGGAAGGUAAUGAGACCAACUCGACUGGGGCUGAACCCAACUCGCCGGGCUGCUUCCAGCUGCAGAUCCCGCAGGAGCUCUUCCUGUCACUGGGCCUCAUCAGCCUGGUGGAGAAUAUCCUCGUCAUAGUGGCGAUCGUCAAGAACCGAAAUCUACACUCGCCCAUGUACUACUUCAUCUGCUGUCUGGCCGUAUCGGACAUGCUGGUGAGCGUCAGUAACGUGGUGGAGACCAUCGUUAUGCUUCUGCACGACCACGGCCUUCUGGACGUGCAACCGGGAAUGCUGCGGCACCUGGACAACGUGAUCGACGUGAUGAUCUGCAGCUCGGUGGUGUCGUCGCUAUCCUUCCUGAGCACCAUCGCGGCCGACCGCUACAUCACCAUCUUCUACGCACUGCGCUACCACAGCAUCAUGACCACGCAGCGCGCCGUGGGCAUCAUCGUGGCGGUGUGGCUGGCCAGCCUCACCUCCAGCAUCUUCUUCAUCGUCUACCACACGGACAAUGCAGUCAUCGUGUGCCUGGUGACCUUCUUCUGCUCCAGCCUGGUCUUCAACGCUGUGCUCUACCUGCACAUGUUCCUGCUGGCGCGCAUACACUCGCGCAGCAUCACCGUCAACUUCAACAAUAAGCGACGCCCGUCCACCAGCACGAAAGGCGCCAUCACGCUCACCAUCCUUCUGGGCGUCUUUAUCGUGUGCUGGGGACCCUUCUUCCUGCACCUCAUUCUCAUCCUUACCUGCCCCACCAACCCCUUCUGUAACUGCUUUUUCCGGAACUUUAAUCUGUUCCUUAUCCUGAUCAUCUGUAAUUCACUCAUAGACCCGCUCAUCUAUGCCUACAGAAGCCAAGAGCUGCGCAAAACUCUUCGGGAGCUGCUCCUGUGCAGCUGGUUCUUCAGUGUUUGACACUGAAGGAAGCAUGACACGGCUGCCGUUCCACUGACUGUUACUGUUCAGUCCAGUUCGGAAUGGGAAAGCUCGAUCUGGCUGGUGUUGCUGAUGAGUGCCCAUCUUUGCCACAUCAUUUUCAUUGAAGAAAUAAAUAAAGCUGUGACUUUGACAUCAACCUCAAUUGCACCAAUGCCACACAAAAACUGAACUCAUUCUGUAUUUUAUCUUUAAGUCACAAAAGUCAAAUUAUUAUUAUUAUUGACGUAUUAUUGGGGCAAUUGACUUGAACUUGCUAGUGAGUUCAACAAACAAGGACCCUCCACUGUGUACAAUGAACUUUGCCUUACUACACUGUAUAUUUUCAUCUAUUGUAUUGUCAACAUGGAAGUGAUAAUUAUUUGUUAACCAUUCAAUUACAAUGCCUUGUAAUAUGACUACUAUUAUUAAGAACCAGUUCAAUGCCUCCCUUUUACAAAACUACCAUUGGCUUGUUCAGGGAUAUUUUCUGUCUCCCCAAAUACAUUUAUGUGGAACCAAUUGGCAUUAAAUGCUCCUUGAAGUCAACCUUAACUGUUGUGCUUGGUCUUGAUAACAGAGUUCUCUUUUUUCUCUUUGUGUUUGUUGUAGCAACCGAUACUCAUUCACGACGGUUCCAAAGUGAUGCCCGUGAAGAACCGAGCCUGUUACGCCCGGAUAUCUAUUAAGCGCAUGUCUGUGUGGCUUUGAAAGCCAUUUCCACGCACAUGUUCAGCCGCUGUGACUGGCAACACAUGACUCGGACCUUUCAUCAUUGUCGGGUGGAAUGUCCCCAGUUUCACUGCUCAUAAAAGGAUUGAAAUGAAAGAUUUAACUGAAAUUAAUUUCAAUUAUGAUGCAUAUAUUGUAUUGUAUUGCCUGAUAGUCAUUUAUUGAAUGUAUACAAUUGGGCUUUAUUGUAUGUGCUGCCGUUUGGCAAGCGGCUAACAACUGUCGACAGUGUUUUAGAUCUUAUUACUCCCUUAAAAGUAGUAACAUCACGUUGCUCUAGUCCUCGCUCCUAUGCAGCUAUGUUCACUUUGCAGGUCGUGUAUCUGAUUUCAUGACAUGUGCAAAGGCUGAGAACCAAUAUAGAUGAACUACAAUGUAAGUGUUUCAUAAAUGGGGCACUUUUAGGCUGACAAGAUUUUGUUCCGCGAAGUUGGAAUUAUUAAGUCGAAUGACUUUUAUUUAGCUGAGGAGCACUGGUAAACCAAGCAUUUUGCUUAAAUUGACAAAUUAGCCAAAAUUCAGACAUAGACUUCAUAUUGAUGUUAGGUUCUCCUGUGUAGAUUGUAAAUAUUUACAUGUUGUCUUCUUUGUCUCAAAUAAAGAG
Syngnathus typhle (broad-nosed pipefish) is the source of this 3501-nucleotide messenger RNA. RefSeq names its product melanocortin 1 receptor (gene mc1r). NCBI's taxonomy places the organism in Eukaryota, Metazoa, Chordata, Actinopteri, Syngnathiformes, Syngnathidae. The coding region runs from base 1161 to 2165 and encodes 334 amino acids. Gene Ontology annotation, molecular function: melanocyte-stimulating hormone receptor activity. Gene Ontology annotation, cellular component: membrane. The transcript has 3 exons. The record is from RefSeq and is a predicted model, not a curated record. Gene Ontology annotation, biological process: G protein-coupled receptor signaling pathway.